AUGUACCGCCCAUACCAAUUACCACGACUUCAUACUAAUCCCCAACUAUAUCCCCUUACAUCAAGAAUCCGCCUCUUCUCUAGAAUCCCGUCUACACAAGCUCAUCAAUCUCCGAAUCAAGGCAGGAAUACUCCUACUCCUACCCCUUCAAUCAACAAAACAUCCAUCUUCAAUCCUGAAUUCUGGUCCUGCGCCUCAACAUGGAAAAGAGCUCGAUUAAACACCCUCCGCUGCCUCCUCGGUUGCACAAUCGGCGAUUUCUCAGCCAUGUGGACACUCCAAUCUUUCUACCCUGAGCUAGGCACGAAUACUACAAUGCUCGCUUCCAUGGCAUCCGGAAUUGCAACGUCCAUCAUACUGGAGACCGUCCUCCUUAAACGUGGCGCGGAUGGAUUAUCCUGGAGUAGAGCUUUGCGAACAGCAAUGGGUAUGAGUAUGGUAUCUAUGAUUGCGAUGGAAGUAGCCGAGAAUGCGGUGGAUUAUCAUCUUACAGGUGGAAGGGUGGUAUUUGAUGAUCCGAGAUUCUGGCUUGCCGCUGGACUUUCGGUUGGGGCGGGAUUUUUGGCUCCGUUGCCGUAUAAUUAUUUGAGGUUGAGGAGGUAUGGGAAGGCUUGUCAUUGA
Penicillium odoratum is the source of this 621-nucleotide messenger RNA. RefSeq names its product DUF4396 domain-containing protein. NCBI's taxonomy places the organism in Eukaryota, Fungi, Ascomycota, Eurotiomycetes, Eurotiales, Aspergillaceae. The record is from RefSeq and is a predicted model, not a curated record. The transcript has 2 exons. The coding region runs from base 1 to 621 and encodes 206 amino acids.